AUGGAAGUCGCGUCAUUGAAAAUUUCGUUGUCGGAAUGCAAGGAAGAACUACGUAGAGGGAUAGAAGCAGUGAAGGACCAGAAGGAAAACAUGACUAAAAGGGAGAUUGAGUUACGUAGAAGUUUGGAGUCGAAUCUUGUCAGUCACAAUUUAUCGACCUCUCAUAAUCUUAUCAACGCGUUCCAAUCGUUAUCUUCUCAGAUAGAGACGAUUCAGAAGACUAACCUAUCGGUUGAGCAAGUAGCUGACAUCCAACACAAGAUCGGAGAACUCACAGCUACUAAUAAACAUCUGGAAGAGAAGGUUAUGGAAUAUGAGGAGAGGGAGAAUACUCUAGCAAAGCAGUUGGCCGAGGCACAAGGUAAUGCUGAAGCGGCUAAAGCAGAACUAGUAGAAUUGCAGAAGAAGCUUGUUGAAAUCGAGGGUAGCUCAUCACUAACGCAUCAAUACUUGUUGGAGGAGUCGAACAAGAUCAAACAGCAAAAAGCAGCGCUCAGGUGUGAAUUAAUAGCGCUCCGUCGAGAUUAUAAUAAGCAGAAGGAAAAACUUGAAGAGCUGGAAUCGAAUAAAACGGUGAAGCUGGAAUCGAAUAAAAUGGACGGGAAAGAACUGGAGAACCUGCGAGCGGAGUUGUCUUCAUCUCGGCGACGUGAGGAGCAUCUUAAAAGUGAAGAGACUCGACUAAAAGACGAGCUUCAAUCCGCGCAACAGAAAAUAAAGGAGCUCGAAGAUGCUCUAAGCUCAGCGCAACAGGAGCAAAGCGAGAUAUCAGUGGAGCAGAACAUCAAUCGCGAAUUACGUGAGGAACUCAAGAAAACUGAGGCGAAGGCGAUCGAACUCACUCAAAUGAUGGAAGACGUGGACGCACAGUGUGAACAGUUCAGG
Molecule: messenger RNA, 885 nt
Organism: Ostertagia ostertagi
Lineage: Eukaryota; Metazoa; Nematoda; Chromadorea; Rhabditida; Trichostrongylidae
Source: the annotation of a GenBank genome assembly